This is a messenger RNA of Octodon degus (degu), 2666 nucleotides long. It is a transcript of the gene Rpa1, whose product is annotated as replication protein A1. Gene Ontology annotation, molecular function: single-stranded telomeric DNA binding; damaged DNA binding. Bases 57 to 1907 code for a protein of 616 amino acids. NCBI's taxonomy places the organism in Eukaryota, Metazoa, Chordata, Mammalia, Rodentia, Octodontidae. Gene Ontology annotation, biological process: meiotic cell cycle; telomere maintenance via telomerase; DNA replication. The record is from RefSeq and is a predicted model, not a curated record. The transcript has 17 exons. Gene Ontology annotation, cellular component: DNA replication factor A complex; nucleus.
UAGUGAAGCUGGGUCUAGCGUGGAGUGCUGAGCGCGGGAGUUAGAGCUGCGGAGCCAUGGCUGGCCAGCUGAGCGAGGGGGCCAUUGCGGCUAUAAUGCAACAGGGGGAUACAUCCAUAAAACCCAUUCUCCAAGUCGUUAGCAUCCGCCCCAUUACUACAGGGAAUAGUCCACCCCGUUAUCGACUGCUUAUGAGUGAUGGGAUAAACACUCUAUCCUCUUUCAUGUUGGCGACGCAGAUGAACUCUCUUGUUGAGACAGAACAACUGGCUAGCAACUGCAUUUGCCAGGUUCACCGAUUUAUCGUUAACACUCUGAAAGAUGGACGGAAAGUAGUUAUUUUGAUGGACGUAGAAGUUUUGAAAUCAGCUUCAACUGUUGGAGUAAAGAUUGGCAAUCCACUGCCCUAUAAUGAAGGACAGGGGCAGCCACAAGCACUUCCCUCUCCAGUUGCAGCAGCCAGUCCAACCCCUGGCAGGCCGCAGCAGCAGAACGGGAGCUCGGGAGCCGGUUCUGCCGCCCCCAAGGCUUACGGUGCCUCAAAGACAUUUGGAAAACCUGGAGGGCCCGGCCCGUUGCACCCUUCUGGGGGGACACAGUCCAAAGUGGUUCCCAUUGUCAGCCUCACGCCGUACCAGUCCAAAUGGACUAUUUGUGCUCGUGUUACCAACAAAAGUCAGAUCCGUACCUGGAGCAAUUCUCGAGGAGAAGGGAAGCUUUUCUCUCUAGAACUGGUGGAUGAAAGUGGUGAAAUCAGAGCUACUGCUUUCAAUGAUCAGGUGGACAAGUUCUUCCCCCUCAUUGAAGUGAACAAGGUGUAUUAUUUCACAAAAGGCACCCUAAAGAUUGCUAACAAACAGUUCUCAGCUGUUAAAAACGACUAUGAGAUGACCUUCAAUAGUGAGACUUCUGUGGUACCCUGUGAAGAUGAUCAUCACUUACCUACAGUUCAGUUUGAUUUUAUAGGAAUUGAUGAUCUGGAGAAAAAGUCAAAAGACUCACUUGUGGACAUAAUUGGGAUCUGCAAGAGCUAUGAAGAUGCCACUAAAAUCACCGUAAAGUCUAACAACAGAGAAGUUGCUAAGAGAAAUAUCUACUUGAUGGACACGUCAGGGAAAGUGGUAACGGCCACUCUGUGGGGAGAAGAUGCUGACAAAUUUGAUGGCUCCAGACAGCCUGUGAUGGCCAUAAAAGGAGCCAGAGUUUCUGAUUUUGGUGGACGGAGCCUCUCUGUGCUGUCGUCAAGCACUAUCAUCAUGAAUCCUGACAUCCCUGAGGCCUAUAAGCUUCGUGGAUGGUUUGACGCUGAAGGCCAAACCUUAGAUGGUGUUUCCAUCUCUGACCUGAAGAGUGGGGGGCUAGGAGGGAGCAACACCAACUGGAAAACUUUAUACGAAGUCAAGUCAGAGAACCUGGGCCAAGGUGACAAGGCGGACUAUUUCAGCUCCGUGGCAACAGUGGUGUAUCUUCGCAAAGAGAACUGUAUGUACCAGGCCUGCCCAACUCAGGAUUGCAAUAAAAAAGUGAUUGACCAGCAGAAUGGCUUAUACCGCUGUGAAAAGUGCGACCGGGAAUUUCCCAACUUCAAAUACCGCAUGAUCUUAUCUGCAAAUAUCGCCGAUUUUCAAGAGAAUCAGUGGGUGACUUGUUUCCAGGAAUCUGCUGAAGCUAUCCUUGGACAGAACACUGCCUAUCUUGGGGAACUGAAAGAGAAGAACGAGCAGGCAUUUGAGGAAGUUUUCCAGCAUGCCAACUUUCGAUCUUUCACAUUCAAAAUCAGGGUCAAACUGGAGACCUAUAAUGAUGAGUCUCGAAUUAAGGCCACCGUGAUGGAUGUGAAGCCUGUGGACUACAGAGACUAUGGCAGGAGGCUGAUCACCAACAUAAGAAGAAACGCAGGGAUGUGAGGAGUCACACGCACUGGGCAGAAGUUUGAAAACAGCUGAAACAGAGCUGAUUUCUUCCCACCUCAGUUUCCCCUCUGCAAGCACCUUGGGCAGUUGGUAGAGAGAGGACGCUGUGCUCCAAGAGCGGUGGUGUAAACCAUCAGCCCUGGGAGUCCACAACAGGUAGCAGAGCCCCAGGCCCUCCCUCUGUCUUCAGGCUUCUGUCAAUUUUAGUAAGAUUUCAUUAUCUUCAAGCAGGAAUUAUGUCACAAGUAAUUGACCCCAACUCCGCAAACAGUGGAAAUACUAUGUUGCCAGGGCUUUGCUUCUGCAGUGGUGACACCUGUACAACUGGGCUCCUCCUGGGAGUCUUGGGGGCGCAUACUGAGGAAGUGCGUCUUCCUAGAAUUCAAAGGCACUCUCUUCUAGAGGUGCCAUGUAGUUGUUAAUGCUUGGAAUGGCAAUGGGGCAGAAUUAUUAAUCAAAGGCUUAUCUUUAUAUCUGAAGACUAUCCUUCCUUCAGGGUUUAAUAGAUUUAAUAGACUGAGUCAGAUAGGUCUGAUAUUAAUCAGAAUUGUCUCUUCUGAGGAUGGCUGAUAAGCAUUGACUUGCUGCUCCCUGGGGACAUCCAGGCAACUACAAAGCAGUGCUUGAGUUUCCACUUCAAUUAAUGUUGCAUUUCGUUUGGUGACUGUACAUUUUUCCUACCUGUACGUACUUCUUGCAUUUAUGUUUUACUUCUUGAUUAAAGAUAUGUUAAAAAGGAUUUUAAAAGGCUGA